This is a messenger RNA of Microbotryum saponariae, 860 nucleotides long. The record is from the annotation of a GenBank genome assembly. Lineage: Eukaryota; Fungi; Basidiomycota; Microbotryomycetes; Microbotryales; Microbotryaceae.
AUGUUGAUCAGGUCGCUGGGCAAGUGCAGCUUGGGCACUGUGAGCACUGUCGAUGCGCCAGGGUGCUUGGCACGCUGCUGGGCAAGUGCGGGGGCCGGGACGCUGAGUGUAUGCGCGCAAAAUUGCCUGACCCCAGGGGGGAUUGAACUCAUGACCUGCUGGUUGCUCUGGGCUCAUAACCUAUGAAGGAACAAUAUACCACUGCACCAAAAGGCGAGGCACCUCUACUUCAGUGAGCGCAUAUUGUCCUAGAAGUGAGAUGGAGCGAAGUUCAACACAAGCUUCGUCGGCUUGUGAACAAGGUGCGGUUCCCAGGGAGGGAGGACCGUGUCAAGCGUUUCCCUGAUGGGACUUCUCAGAGCGAUAGGAAGCGCUUCUGGAGAUGGCUUCAUGACCGGUUCGCGUCUGCUGUCGAGCAGGACACCCACUGGCGGCUCAUGUACGACGUGACGCCGACGCGCAAGAGGCAGCAUACUCAGGGUCAUGCCUCUUCGCCGACGUGUCUGUUCUGUGGCAACGAUGCAGCGGUCAUCGAGACGGUGUCCCACUACUUUUUCGAGUGCGCGUACUCGACCAGCUUCUGGGGUGGGGUGCUACGCAUUCUGCUUGACAAGCUCGGCAUCGAGGAUACCGACGUCGAUCCGUCGACGUUCACUCCGGAGCAGCUGACUAUGGGGCUCCCCCUUUUGCGGGGUCGUGGGAGAACGACCUCGAAAUGGAUGUGGGUUCGGCUGGCCUGCGCGAUCGGUUUCCAGCGGCUGCACCUGCUCCGCUGGCGCGUUCAUCAGCGGUUCGAGCUGGACAACGUCGUGGCCCCUCCCUCGCUUCCCAGUGCGCUCAGAGCGUUCGAGCGAGAUUGA